Penicillium canariense is the source of this 600-nucleotide messenger RNA. RefSeq names its product proteasome core particle subunit beta 1 (gene pre3). Bases 1 to 600 code for a protein of 199 amino acids. The record is from RefSeq and is a predicted model, not a curated record. Gene Ontology annotation, cellular component: proteasome core complex. Gene Ontology annotation, molecular function: threonine-type endopeptidase activity. NCBI's taxonomy places the organism in Eukaryota, Fungi, Ascomycota, Eurotiomycetes, Eurotiales, Aspergillaceae. The transcript has 2 exons.
AUGGCGAUCAACUUCCAGGACGGAGUCAUUCUGGGCGCAGACAGCCGGACAACCACUGGAGCCUACAUUGCCAACCGAGUCACCGACAAAUUGACACAGGUGCACGACACUAUCUGGUGCUGCCGAUCCGGGUCUGCGGCCGACACCCAGGCCGUGGCCGAUAUUGUUUCCUACCACCUCAACAUGUACGGUGUGGUCAACAACGAGGCCCCCAGCACACAGGUGGCCGCGUCGCUCUUCCAGGAGCUGUGCUAUGAGAACAAGGACGCUCUCAGCGCGGGCAUCAUUAUUGCCGGAUACGACCCUCGACACGGCGGCCAGGUCUACUCGAUACCGCUGGGCGGAUCGCUUCACAAACAGUCGUUCGCCAUCGGCGGCUCCGGGUCGACCUACAUCUACGGUUAUACCGAUGCGCAUUGGAAAGAGAACAUGACGGAGCAAGAGGGUAUCGACUUCGUGCGCGGUUCCCUGCAGGAGGCCAUCAAGUGGGACGGCAGCUCGGGCGGUGUCAUCCGCAUGGUCGUGCUGACCAAGAAGGGUGCGGUGCGGCACUUGUACCUGCCCGACACCAACUACACCGGGCCUGGCGUGACGAAUUGA